UUUAUUUCUUUUUUUCCUUUUUUAAUUGAAGGUUGUGCUAAGACUUUUUUUGGAAAGCCUUAAAAAAAGAAAAGGGGGGGGGAAGAAACCAGCAAGAGACUGAAAAAAGCAAGAGAAAGUGGCAGCUAAGAAGGACUGUGAAAUCACCUCCCCUUUCUGGGGCUGUCGAUCAGAGAGAGAGUUGUACAUUAUUAUUAUUAUUGUUAUUGUUUUUCUUUCUACAUCUGUCUACCCACAUACACACGCAGAGAGAGAGACAAGUACAGGCAGUGAAACUCGACGAGACCAGCCAUGGUAGCAAGGGCUCAGCCUGAUCGGAAACAAUUACCGCUGGUCCUACUGAGAUUGCUUUGCCUUCUCCCUACAGGGCUGCCAGUCCGCAGCGUGGAUUUUACCCGAGGUACCGAUAACAUCACCGUGAGGCAGGGGGACACAGCCAUCCUCAGGUGUUAUGUAGAAGACAGAAGCUCCAAGGUGGCCUGGUUAAACCGUUCUGGCAUCAUUUUUGCUGGAGAGGACAAGUGGUCCCUGGACCCUCGAGUAGAGCUGGAGAAGAGAAACCCCCUGGAAUACAGCCUGCGGAUCCAGAAAGUGGAUGUCUACGAUGAAGGGUCCUAUACAUGUUCAGUGCAGACACAGCAUCACCCCAAGACUUCCCAGGUUUACUUGAUCGUGCAAGUUCCACCAAAGAUCUCCAAUAUCUCCUCGGACAUCACCGUGAAUGAGGGCAGCAACGUGACCCUGGUUUGCAUGGCAAAUGGGCGUCCUGAGCCUGUCAUCACCUGGAGGCACCUCACCCCAACAGGAAAGGAGUUUGAAGGCGAGGAAGAGUAUCUGGAGAUCCUAGGGAUCACACGAGAGCAAUCGGGCAAGUACGAAUGCAAAGCUGCCAACGAGGUUGCUUCAGCAGACGUCAAGCAAGUCCGGGUCACUGUGAACUACCCUCCCACCAUCACAGAGUCCAAGAGCAAUGAAGCGGCCACGGGACGACAAGCCUUACUCCGGUGUGAGGCGUCAGCAGUGCCCACGCCUGAUUUCGAGUGGUACAGAGAUGAUACCAGGAUAAACAGCGCCAACGGUCUGGAGAUAAAGAGCACAGGGAGCCAGUCUCUGCUGAUGGUGGCCAACGUCACUGAGGAACACUAUGGGAACUACACCUGCGUGGCUGCCAACAAGCUGGGAGUCACAAAUGCCAGCCUAUACCUUUACAGACCCGGCACAGGGAGAGUAGACAACGGCUCCAUGAGUUUGGCCGUCCCACUGUGGCUGCUGGCAGCGUCCCUGCUCUGCCUACUCAGCAAAUGUUAAUACAAAUCAGAAUUAAAAAUAAUAAUAAUAAUAAUAAUAAU
Molecule: messenger RNA, 1349 nt
Organism: Aptenodytes forsteri (emperor penguin)
Lineage: Eukaryota; Metazoa; Chordata; Aves; Sphenisciformes; Spheniscidae
Gene: LSAMP
Product: limbic system-associated membrane protein
Exons: 8
Coding region: 292-1308 (338 amino acids)
Cellular component (GO): neuron projection
Source: RefSeq, a predicted model, not a curated record